Messenger RNA from Microdochium trichocladiopsis, 444 nucleotides. RefSeq lists its product as uncharacterized. Lineage: Eukaryota; Fungi; Ascomycota; Sordariomycetes; Xylariales; Microdochiaceae. The coding region runs from base 112 to 285 and encodes 57 amino acids. The record is from RefSeq and is a predicted model, not a curated record. The transcript has a single exon.
GGACCGCCGAUCAACCUAAUUUAGUAUUUCAAUCCCACGCAAGCAUAAGAUUGGGGAUCACCGCGUGCGUUCUGCACCCUCAGAACACAGCACUCGCUUCACGCUCAUACGAUGGCCAGCGGGCUCACCGGGGAACUGCGUCCAGCAGCUUGUUGCUGUUCUUGUCCGUUUUCUCAAGAGUACGGGCCAAAGUGGAACGGUGGACGUCUGCCUCAGCAGGCACUUUACCGGGCUCUACAUCGAGCUCGCGCCAUGUCGUUGCCUCUAUGUUUCCAUUGUUCAUAGCGGGAGUCGAGCUGGACAAGCAGAAGGACAAUUUCUAGGACUCUCGACUUCUGGGAAUGACGAAUGCGCUGGUCCAUGCGCAAAGAAUGUUGGCCCCCGGUACAAAAUCCACGUCAGUGCUCAAACCUUGAAGCAGGCCGGCGGUCAUGACUGCUCUCC